This is a messenger RNA of Daktulosphaira vitifoliae (grape phylloxera), 1430 nucleotides long. RefSeq lists its product as uncharacterized. Bases 169 to 828 code for a protein of 219 amino acids. The record is from RefSeq and is a predicted model, not a curated record. NCBI's taxonomy places the organism in Eukaryota, Metazoa, Arthropoda, Insecta, Hemiptera, Phylloxeridae. The transcript is spliced from 3 exons.
GAAUUAUCAACUCUUGUUGUUUAUUACAAUUAUUCGCAGAUGUACUUGAUAUUUUAGUGCAUUAAAAAAUUGAUAAUAAUUAAACAAUUACUAUUCUAAUAUAAAUUUAAAUUUUUAAACAGUUAUUAAAUAUUGAAUUUUAAAAAUAUUCUUUUUAUAGUUUUUGAAAUGUACAAUAUUAUUUUAUUUUUUAUAAUCUAUUGUUCCUUGUUGAUGAAUUUUGUUCGCACUGAAUGUUGGACUACAGGUUGCCAAUUGGAUACAUGGGCUGUUAGAGGUUGUGCUGAGUAUGGUAUGAAAGAAAUAGGUCGACAAUCAUGUGACGGAGGACUUUUGUUUACGUGUUGCUCAAAAGAUGGAAGUUCAUCUAGUUCAACCAGCCAAACAUCAGGAUGUUGGACUACUGGUUGUCAAAAAGACGAUUGGUUAAUUAGAGGUUGUGAACAAUAUGGAAUGGACGAGACCAGACAACAACCAUGUAGUGGUGGUAUUAUGUACUCAUGUUGUCCUCGAGCUAGCAAUAAUCUAGAGCCUCAGAUACCUUCUGAGCCUCACAUAUCUCAAGAAAACCAGCAACCUCAAGUAUUUCCAGAUGUACAAUCAAAUAACGAACCACAAGUAUUUCCAGACACUCAAAUAAAUAAUCAACAACAAGUUUUUCCAGAUAGUCAGACUAAUACCCCAAUAAAUGUUAACUCACCAGAAUGUUGGACAACGGGUUGCCAUAAAAUUAAUGGUCCUGUUAAAGGAUGUUCGCAUUAUGAUAUGAGAGAAGUGAGUCGACAGCCUUGUGAAAAUGGAUUGAAAUACGUGUGCUGUCCUCUAUGAUUUUAUAAAAUUUUCUAUAUUAUAUCACUUUACAAUUUUUUAUUUAUCUAAAAAUAUUAAUUACAUAUAAUACUUUUACUUAGUGUGAUAUUUAUAUUUGUAUUAAUUUUAUUUUUUUAAUAUAAUAUUUGAACUUAAAAACAAAUAAAACUGCGUAUAUACGAUUUUUAAUUAAUAAGGUAUUAAGAAAUCAAUAAUAAUUUACGUGAUACUUAUUUUUUUUUUUUAAUUGAUAAACGAAAUUGAACGCCUGAACAAAUGAGCGUAAAUACAAAUUUACUGAAAUGUUAAUAUUUAUGUAAUCUUAAUGUUAAUUAAUGUAAAAAUAUUUAUUCACAUUAAAUAGUCAUCAUAAAACUUAAAAUGUUGAUAAAAUUUUAUUACUAUAUUUAAAAGGCAAUCAAUAAUACUGUAUAUAUAUAUAUAUAUAUAUAUAUAUAUAUAUGUGUGUGUGUGUGUGUGUGCGUGUGUUAGUAUGGUUUAUAAAAUAAAAAUAUAUAUAUUUUUUCAAAUAUUUUAUCUAAAAAGCUUAUUCUAUGAUUUUUGUGUAAGAAAUAUUUUAUUAAUAAAAUUUCUCUAAAAUAAACACUACUUAAUUAAAU